AUGGACGAAAAGAAAAGACAAACCAACUGGACAAUUGUCGUGAGACGGGGCAAGACACAAACAAAGGCAAAGGAAAAAGCACCAGUAAAACCACAACCAAAGACAUCCACAACGGCAGGGAAAAGACGGGUACCGCUCCAGCCCAAGUGCGCCUCCACCCCGAAAUCCAAGAAUAAGCAGCAACCAAAGCCGCAGCCAAAGCAGCGGUCAAAACCGCCUCCAACAGUUCCAGCUGACGUCCCUUCAAGCGAGCAGUGGGAUUUCCUUUGGCCCUCUCCGUCAACUCUUCCGCAGGCGCCACUACGCAGAACGAAAACAGUCAAGGCACCGUUGCACAACUCAGCAGAGAAGCAUAUGACCAAAAUAAGUGUAAGAGGUGUUUCCGAUUUCACUGACGCAGGAGAUAGUCUGCCAACAGAAGCGUCUGACGGGGAAAAUGCAGCACCCAAACAACAGAAACCCAAGACAAAAACUUGCUCCUUUAGAUGGGGGCUAAAGCAACAGCCAGAAGACCAACGAAGCGAAUCACCUGCUGCUUCAGAACAAGUACCCGAGCAAACCCAGUCGCAGCAGCACCUGCAGCCGUUUCAGACUUGGUCGCCACUGCAGCUUAUGCAGCCUUUGGAGGAGGAUCCUUUGGACUUCUUGUCAACCCGCCGAAGCCCAACAAACACCACGGCUGAAAGAUUGGAAAGCGCUGAAUUGUAUUCAGUGUUCCAGUACCCUCUGAACGGGACAAAUGCGGGCGAGUUAGUCCAAGCAAUGCAUUUCGUUUUGGAUGUUCUGGAGAGAAGACGACGCCUUGAUGAUUUUAUGGAAAGCACUGAUAUAUUUGGAUCAAUAAUCCCUUACAUCAACAGCAAUUCAGAUAGCGAUAGAGAUUCACAUUUCAGAACGGACGCUUCUGCCGACAACAAAAAGCGUCCACGCGUCGGCGAGCCAGAAAAAGGGGAUGAUCAAAAAGAAAACGACAGAGGUGAAUCCGUUUGCAGGGAAAGCGUCCCACGCUUUCGCUCAGAAAGAGAUGAAUAUACAGCUUACUUGGUUAAGCUGCUCAAUGCGUUUCGGCUUGUUGAGAAUGAGACAAGGAUCAUAAGUGGCCACAUGCACCACCACGUAAAAGCUGUCGAAUUCCUCCUUAUGGUUGCAGUUGCAGAAAAGUCAGAUGGAAGGCUACCUCUGCCAGCAACUCUGCACGACUUGCCACCGCAGCAUCUGUGUCACAUGCGACGGCUGAUGGAGAUGGAGAAGCUGCCUGCCGAGUAUUAUCUGAGAAAGGCAGCAAACUUUUGUAGGGGCAUUCAUGGAUUCAUCCAAGAGCCUCAUGAAAACUACACCCACGGAGCGAACUGCAGCUCAACUGCUGGAAAAGAAGUGCAGACUAGCGAGCAGCUACCGGUGCUGCCACCGUCUUCCCCAGAAGCUCACUCUCCUCAGACGCGCUUUAGGGAGAUAUUGCUGCAUCGCACCGUCCGCUUAGUGCAUGACGGGGACACUGUUGAGGAUCAGCAGAACCAACUAACUCCAACGGGUGCCUGUGUCGCGAACAACGCUCAAUGCACGAAGAGUCUGUGCCACCAAAAUCUCAAGACUAUGCAUGCUGAGUAUCAGUUGCUCAACCCAACUCCAAGCGAGGGAGGAGCUGCGACCCCCAUCCAAACCUCGUUGCAACAACCAAAACAAUACACAAGAAUACCUACAUAUGAUCAGAGGAGGGUAAUACGACCGCCACCCCCGCCAGACAGCACAAGCUGGCACGCUCAGCCGCCGUGGCAGUACAACCCAUUCCCGUUUCGGCCGAUGACCAUUCUCCCAACUCCACAACCGAAUAAGGUGCAGUCUUGCAAUCAAAACAAAGAGAAGGAAUGCGGCUGGUCUGGUGCUUCUCCCCUUCCGUCGCAGUGGCAAUUGGCCAAUAGAGAAAACUGCCAGUACUCUCCCAUGCGUGGGGAAGCAAAUGUAUCUAUCAGCCAUAUGCGGCCGUCAGCAAAUUUCACUAAGAACCCGCCACCACCGCACAGUGGUGCAUGCAGAUCAGAAUGGCAAACAAAUUCCAUGUUCAAGCGGGUUACAAACAAGCCUGCCUACGUAGCGCCGGAAUGCCAGCCACUGCCCUCCACGUUUGGUUCCGGCAACUACCACCCUCAAGAACAACCACAGGACGAAUGGAGUGAUGUUCCUACCCCAAAGGAGGUCGACUGGUCUUUUGAGUUUACAGGAGACUACCUAGACAGAGACAUGAUCGUUUUGCCGCAAGAGAGCAAGGAGCAACGGCCUCCAAACACGCAUGCACAAGGAGCCUGCUUUCUGCCUACAGCCGCUGGCACGAAUAUGGAAGCUGAACAGAGGCACCCGCUCUUUUGGCCGCACCAGCAACUCGUCUGGUGCAAUCCCAUAGCGGAUAACAGAAGAGACUGGAUUGCAUGCAAGGGCUUCUUCUCGGUAUCUACGUCCUCCUCUGACACGCAAAGCUGCGACUCGUGCGAGCUUCAGGAAGUUGAAAGCUCACAGCUGGAGGGGUAUCGACAAGCCCCUUCCCCGCACCCAUCGCACUACACCUCCACCUCAGGGUUGGUGGUCCAGGACAGCGCUCAAAGCCAUCAACGACUAGAGAAGCGCCGGAGAGGAAAGAAACAGCUUCAGCAACUACCGCAGCAACACAUUCAGCAGCAGGAGCAGCACCAACGUCUGCUGCAACAGCACCGGCAGCAGCAACCAAAGCCGCACGCGCUGCCAGUGCAGCUGCACGACAUACAGGUGACUGAAAUUCUGCCGGAUAUAAACUUUUCAUAUUGUGUACCUCUAACGUUUAGUAAGGAUCCCCAAAACACAAAAAAUACCGGCGAGAAGGGAACAUUAACACUAUCAAAACCCUCCGAGGUGGAGACCAACUGCAGUCACCCUAACUCCACCAGAACUGCAGCGACGGCAGAACAUGUUAGUUGCUCAGGUGCCACCGAAAUAUUUACUGCUAAAGGCUCUCGGAAAAAGAUGGGAACGCUGCGCACAUGUGCUCUCAACACCAGUAGGAAGAGCAGUCGCAACAGCAGCGUCAUCCAUCGAGAGUGCAUUGGGAGAGUUAAUGGGAAACGUAGUGGGAGAGAUUAUUCAGUUUGUCGCUUUGAAUUAUCGGUUGCAUAA
Molecule: messenger RNA, 3141 nt
Organism: Eimeria maxima
Lineage: Eukaryota; Apicomplexa; Conoidasida; Eucoccidiorida; Eimeriidae
Exons: 1
Coding region: 1-3141 (1046 amino acids)
Source: RefSeq, a predicted model, not a curated record